CCGUUAGUAUUGGCGGCUCAGCCAAUCAACGACCAUCGCACCAGAAUUAACUAUUUCCCGCGAUAUGCUCGAAGAAAACGCUGAGGUGUCUCACUCGCGGCAAAGCCGACUCGCUGCGCGUUUGUACUACACCCUUCCCCGAUUGACAAAAGGAACGAAAACAUGUGGGCCUGUAAUGGGCCUUAGCUACUGUGGAUCCAUCAUUUAGGUUGAGCCUUGUGGGCUUGGGACCAAUGAAGAUUUGGACCCGGCCUGCAGGCGAGAUAGAAGAUCACUGCCAUCUCAUUUAUAUUAAAUAAUAUGAUUUUAUAAAUGACUUUAUUUUUAAUGAUUGAAAUUAAAUAAAAUGAUAUUUUCUGAAAUAAGAUUAAAAUAUGGUAAGAAUAAUCUUGUAUUUUCAAAACAGUUUUUUACAUAAGCUCCUGCUUUUAUGUUAUACAAAAUCUCUUUUCAGCUUUUCAAAAGCCGGAUUUUUAGAGGUGUUUGGCCCGGCUUCAGCUUCUAAAGUCGAAAAGCAUUUCUAAAAGCCGGUUCAAAUACAUGGAUAAGUUUCCACAGUACUGUCAAUUGCAGGGGGAAGAAAACAAGGUGUAGAAGAAGUGUACUUUCAGGGUUCCUUGCUUACACCUUUAGAUCUCUUCCCAUUCCCUCACUCUUUUUUGGCUGUCUUCUUCUCCCCAUUCCGGUGGAAAAGCCCCAUGAAAUCAAUAAAGAGAAUGGCUGAUACCCCCUCAUUGGCCACGAAUUAAUGCCCUGUUGAAUAAUCAAAAGCUAGAUUGUGAACGGAGACCCUGCCUUUCAUGCAAAGUAAGGAACCUCUCACUGCAAAAACCUUUCCCCCAAGAUUUCACUUUCAAGUUUCUGUCAGGAUAGAUCAUCCAUCACAGGUUGGAAGACCUUGCUCUGCAGUCAGUACUGUGCACUGGAGCAUAUAUUCUGCCAGGAAACUAGGGGUGGCUAUACGGUCCGGUCCGGUUAAAUUGGACCAAAUUGAUCCGAUCCCAGUCCAGUCUUUUCGGGAAUAUAAGGACCAAAGAUUGGAUUGGAUACAAUCCGGUCCGGUCCCAAUUUGAUCUUGAUUUUAGGUGUUGGGGGUCUCUUAUCCGGUUUUUUUUACCUCAAAUCUAAGCCCGAAUAUGAGAUUGGAUUGUUUACUAUCCGGCCCCGGUCCGGUUUAGGGUAAAACCAAACAGUCCGGACCAAAUAGUCAGCCCUACAAGAAACCAUGGGCUGGAUUAUGUAUACUUCUCGGCUGACGGAAUAAGGCAGCAAAAAGCGACGAGUAGUCGAAGCUCGGCUAUAGCAAAGCGCUUACCAAGUACGAAUGUUCGUUCCUCCGCCCUUUUCCUUUCGGUUAAUCAUAUGAUAAACUUUCGGGCUCACAUAAUGAUAAACCUUUGCUACUUGAGCCGUACGCCGGGAACUCGCAUGUGCGGUUCUUAGCGAGGAGCCGUUCUAUCCUACUACUCCUCGAGCCAAUUACACUGACACAUAUAUGUUGUUCAAUGUAUGCUAACGUCGUUAGAUUGCCUUUUGACGAAUUAGUUUUCGUCAACAACACCAUCGUACCAGGAGAUCAAACAAAAAAUUCCCUGGUCAGGAAAAAGGAAAUCCUGCCAAGGUGACAAUCUACUCAGACAAGCAGGGGGGAAAACCCUAAUGAAGACAGCAUAUUCUCUUCUCUUUGUUCUUUACUUGUGCUCCAAACAGUGAACAGCCAGACCAUACAUGAAUCUCUAAAGAAACAUUGAUUGUCAAGUAACGAACAAUGUUCUUGAGUGUCGCGCAAGAAACCUCGAUCUUUCAGCAAAAACGAACAAAUCAAAAGCUUUAAAAUGAAGAACUUUUCCACUUCUAUAAAAACCAAUGCUCUUCCAGAAAUGAAACCAAGAGCUAAAACCCAUACCUCCAUUCCAUCUCCCCUUCUCAGCUCGACCAUGCGACGUCCGGCAAAUACGACGGCGCAGCAGCAGCAGGGCCAGGCGGCUAGGCCCAAGAGCAGCCUCCUCCGCCUCGUGAUCUUCGCAGUCGUGGGCCUGAUCGUCUUACUGGGCCUAGCCGUCCUCAUCGCCUGGCUCAUCGUCAAGCCCAAGCGUCUCGUCUACACCAUCGAGGACGCCUCCAUCCGCAACUUCAACAUCCAAAACGACCACCUCAACUCGUCGUUUCGCUUCGACUUCCGCGCCUACAACCCGAACAAGCGGAUGUCGGUCUACUACGACGCCGUCGAGGUCUCCACGGCGUUCGACGGCCAGACCGUCGCGUUCAACACGCUGCCGCCGUUCCACCAGCCCAAGCGGAACGUGACGGUGCUGGAGGCCCGGCUCGAGGCCCGCGACGUGGCCCUGUCCAAGUCCCUGUCGAAGGACGUCCGGGCCCAGCGGGCCGACGGGCAGGUGAAGGUCAAUGUUCGGAUCCGGGCCAGGAUCCGGUUCAAGGUCGGGGUCAUUAAGCUGAGGCACCAGACGGUGAAAGUCCUCUGCCCCGCCGUGCCCGUCAGUUUCCGCUCCGGCCAGACCUUCCAGAAGACCGAGUGUGAUUUGGAUUAUUGACCAAAAAAAAAAAAAGAUUUAUUUGUUUUUUCAUCCUUGGGUGCUUCUUUUUUUCGAGUGUUGAUUUUUAUUUAUUUAUUUAUUUUGUUUUCAACAAGUGAACAUGCAAUGAAAUGGAUGUUAUCAUCAGUAUGGAGCCGUGUGAAAGAGAGCGACUACUCUGUGAUUUUUGUGAACUGGAAAUCAUGGUAUUUUGAGGGGAAUCUGGGAAUUAUUUGUAACUUAGAUUUUAUUUUGUUAAAAUUGUUAAUUACAAUAUUUUCAAGUUGUUGUGAGAAGUUUGAUUAUCGAUCAUAUAUCAUUGACUGAAACAUUUCCCUCAAUAUAUAUGAUUAAUCAGU
Molecule: messenger RNA, 2893 nt
Organism: Linum trigynum
Lineage: Eukaryota; Viridiplantae; Streptophyta; Magnoliopsida; Malpighiales; Linaceae
Source: the annotation of a GenBank genome assembly